Chanos chanos (milkfish) is the source of this 5224-nucleotide messenger RNA. RefSeq names its product protein strawberry notch homolog 2-like. NCBI's taxonomy places the organism in Eukaryota, Metazoa, Chordata, Actinopteri, Gonorynchiformes, Chanidae. Gene Ontology annotation, molecular function: histone binding; chromatin DNA binding. The record is from RefSeq and is a predicted model, not a curated record. Gene Ontology annotation, biological process: regulation of DNA-templated transcription. Gene Ontology annotation, cellular component: nucleus. The transcript is spliced from 32 exons.
UGACCAGGAAGUGAGAUAAACAACCGUACUGUAAAAUAUGGACUAGGGUUUUUAUUUUGGUCGAUUUCAAAGUAAUCGCGGUGGAUGUAAUUUUCAGAGAGGUAUUAUAGGAUCUAGGCGUUUAUACCAUACGGGAAAUGGCUGGAGAAUGAGUGCGGCAUUGUUUGACACAUUGAGUGGGCCUGUCACCAUGUUCCUCCCCACUGCCUGAUGUCCAUUCUCACCACGUCUGUUACCAUGGACAUAGAGGAGUUUCUACAUCCUGAGGGACCUCAGCUGAGGAGUCCCAAAUACAGCACCCCCAGUCCUCCUCUGCCGAACUCUUUGGAGAGUCAGCUGUGUACCCCUAAUUCAUGGGCGUUCUCUCAACAUUCAACAGUCAACCUGCGCUAUCCUAUGCAAUCUGGGAGGCCGUUUCAGUCAAGCUCCUUGACUGUUGCAAACGUGGAUCCAUGCAACACAAGCUUACAUGAUAUUGACUUGCCAGAUUUCCCUGUGGAUCUGCCAUGUAUAGACGACCUCUCCAACACGUCCCUGUUCCCCUCCUCUCCUGACUCGCUGUCCGAGUUUCCUGACCCUCAGAGCAGCGUGGCACCAGCUCUGCCAGAGAACAGAGUCUGGGACCCGAUUCUACACGGGCUGAACCAGAGAGAGAGCCUGAGCAGGUUUACAGGCUUUAGUAGCCUGGAGGACAUUGCAGCCAUUCUCAACACCUCACAGGUAUGAGAGUUCAAGCUGCCUACUCAGCCUGCUCAGCUUCAGGUGGAAGAGGAAGAGGAAGCAGAUGAGGAAGAGACAGAAGAGCUCGGACACGUGGAUACAUAUGCAGAGUAUAAGCCAUCUAAAUCCACUAUUGGAAAAUCUCAUCCGGAUAUUGUUGUGGAAACCAACACACUUUCCAGCGUACCUCCCCCCGACAUCACUUACACCCUGUCAAUCCCAGAGAGCACCAUCAACGAUGGCUUACUCUCCGCCUUACAGCUGGAGGCCAUUGUCUAUGCCUGCCAGCAACAUGAGGUGAUCCUGCAGAAUGGACAAAGAGCAGGAUUUCUUAUUGGAGACGGAGCUGGAGUUGGGAAAGGCCGAACAGUGGCUGGAAUUAUACUGGAGAACUACUUAAAGGGACGCAAAAGAGCAUUAUGGUUCAGUGUAUCUAAUGACCUGAAGUAUGAUGCAGUGAGAGAUCUCAAUGAUAUAAAGGCACCCAACAUCAACGUUCAUGCUUUAAACAAGAUUAAGUAUGGAGACACAGCUACCUCAGAAGGCGUUCUAUUCGCCACCUACUCUGCUCUGAUUGGUGAGAGCCAGGCAGGUGGGCAGCACCGCACUAGACUCAAGCAGAUACUGGACUGGUGCAAACCCAACUUCGACGGCGUCAUUGUGUUUGAUGAAUGCCAUAAAGCCAAAAAUGCAACGUCCACUAAGAUGGGCAAGGCUGUGCUGGACCUGCAGAACAAGCUGCCCUUGGCCAGGGUGGUUUAUGCCAGUGCCACAGGUGCCUCUGAGCCAAAGAACAUGAUUUAUAUGAGCCGACUGGGAAUCUGGGGGGAGGGAACGCCCUUCAAGACAUUUGAUGACUUCCUGCAUGCUAUUGAGAAGAGGGGUGUGGGUGCCAUGGAGAUUGUUGCCAUGGACAUGAAGGUUAGCGGGAUGUACAUCGCACGGCAGCUCAGCUUCUCUGGCGUUUCGUUCCGCAUCGAGGAGAUAGCACUGGACGAGGAGUUCAAAGUGGUGUACAAUAAAGCUGCCAGACUGUGGGCUGAAGCUCUGGACCUGUUUGAGAAAGCAGCUGAUACACUGGGUCUGGUCUCACGGAAGUCCCUGUGGGGACAGUUCUGGUCUUCGCACCAGCGCUUUUUCAAAUACCUCUGCAUCGCCGCCAAAGUGAGACGCCUUGUCGAGCUGGCCCAGCGAGAGCUGAACGAGGGAAAGUGUGUUGUGAUUGGGCUGCAGUCCACUGGAGAGGCCCGCACACGGGAAGUCCUGGACGAGAACGACGGACAUCUGGACAGAUUCGUUUCCGCAGCCGAGGGUGUGUUUCAGUCACUGGUUCAGAAGCACUUUCCCUUGGAAAAACCCAAGAGAGAAAAGACUUCUGGAAACAAGAGGAAACGUAAGCCUAGGGGCCGGCCGUCCAAAUUCCCGAAGCACUGCGUGGAGGUGGGAGGGGUGAUAAAGAUCAGUGAUGACAGCAGCUCAGACUACGAGGAGCUGGACAGCGAAUCAAACUCCUCCCCGGACUCACCUCAGGACAACGAUGAUGUCAUCUUUGUCAAUCACAUCAAUGGACCUGUUGCAAAACUGGAGGAGCUGAAGCAAGGACUACUGUAUAAGAUUGCUGACCUAGGCAAAGAGCUUCCUCUAAACACUCUAGAUGAGUUGAUUGACAGAUUUGGAGGACCAGAGAAAGUGUCUGAGAUGACGGGGCGUAAAGGUCGCGUGGUCCGGAGGCCUGAUGGCAGUGUACGUUACGAGUCCAGGGCAGAACAAGGUCUUACGAUAGACCACGUCAACAUCAAAGAGAAAGAACGCUUCAUGAGUGGAGAGAAGCUGGUGGCCAUAAUCUCUGAGGCUGCCAGUUCAGGUAUAUCACUUCAGGCGGAUAAACGAGUGCAGAACCAGCGAAGGAGAGUGCACAUGACCCUUGAGCUACCGUGGAGUGCUGAUCGCGCAAUUCAGCAGUUCGGACGGACACACCGCUCGAAUCAGGUCAAUGCUCCAGAGUACAUCUUCCUGAUCUCUGAGCUGGCGGGGGAGAGACGCUUUGCGUCCAUCGUAGCGAAGAGACUGGAGAGUCUGGGGGCACUGACUCACGGCGACAGACGGGCGACAGAAUCCAGAGACCUGAGCAAAUACAACUUUGAAAAUAAGUAUGGCACUAAGGCUUUGGAUAAGAUCACCAAAGCCAUCCUCGGACACAUCGAGAACAAAGUCCCACCACCUAAAGGCUAUCCUGGAGGAGACAUCUUGUUUUUCAGAGACAUGAAGAAAGGAAUGAUGAAUGUAGGCAUCUUCUGUAAAGAGCCACGCUAUGGUAUAAACACUGAGAAAGACUGUACCAUCACUAAGUUCCUCAAUCGCAUCCUGGGUCUGGAGGUGCACCAGCAGAACUUCCUGUUCCAGUACUUCACUGAUAACUUUGAUUACCUGAUUGAAAAGGAUAAAAAAGAGGGCAAAUAUGACAUGGGUAUUUUAGACCUGGCCCCUGGUAACGAUGAAAUCCAUGAGGAGACACAGGAGAAAUUCCUGACACCAGGCAACCCUCAGGAGGGACAGGUUGUCCUCUACAAGAUAAGCGUGGAUCGGGGCAUGCCCUGGGAGGAAGCCUGCACCAAGGCACAGACCCUCACCGGAGCUCAUGAAGGCUUCUACCUCUCACACAAGCUGCGUGGGAGCCAGCCAUGUGUGUUACUUGCAGAGCAGGGCAGGGGUCACAGUCUCAUCCUUUACAAACCCAAUAUCGGCAAGCAGGCCCAUCCUGAGAGCCUGGAGAACCUACAACUCCGGUACCGCAAGGUGACACCAGAUGAAGCUAAAGAUUGCUGGGAGAGUCAGUUUGAAUUCUCCCUCACAAAAUGCAGCCACGCCAACUGGAAGGGCAGGUGUAAGCAGAUUGAACAGGGAGGGGAGUGUUGGCUAGGCAUGCGUUUACGUCAGUACCACAUGCUAUGUGGAGCUCUGCUCAGAGUGUGGAAACGUGUGGCAGAGAUAGUCUCCGACAUCACCAACUCCAGCAUCCUCCAGAUUGUCCGUCUGAAAACCAAACAAAACUCCAAGCAAGUGGGUAUUAAGAUCCCUGAGAACUGCGUGGCGCAGGUACGCAACGAGCUGCUUCAGAUGGACGAGGAGGUGAAGAGCAACCGUAGAAAGAGGGAGCAGCGGGCUCAGGAGCAGAGAAUGCAGCAGGAGAAACAGGCAAAGGAGAGGUUAAUGUUGGAACACAGAUUUGCCAUGUACAGCAGCCAGGCUCUGGACCGUACCCGUCAGAACUCUGACCCGCCCCCGUACCCCAGAACGGUGCAGCUGCAUCACAAGCUGCUGAAGCGCGAGACCUCAGACGAGAUCCUGGACCUCACCGUCAGCCCGUGUUCCUCCCCCGACCCCGUCAAGGUGACGGACGGAGGCCGGAUGGUAAACGGAGGGUUAGCGAGGAACGGAGGCGUUUCGUCGAACGGAGUGACGUUGAACGGAGGAAUGAUGUUGAACGGCGGAAUGAUGAAUGGAGGGAUGGCUUUAAAUGGAGAAGUGAGUUCAGAGAGGGGAGGGGUCUUUGUGCCCGAGACCUUUGACCUGGAAUCACUGAUCUCUCAGGAACAGCAGCGACAGUGGCAGAACACAUUACAGCAGCAGCAGCAGAAACGCGGUCUGAACACAUCACACCACGGUCAACACGCGCCCCGUAUGCUGCAACGACAGGGAACCUCGCACGCCACGCACGGCAUGUCUCAGAGACAGGGAAACAGCCUGCACCCGGCCUUCUCGCAUCACACGCUGAUAGCACAGUUACAGAGCGGUCUGAGCAAAGCACAGCAAAAGCAGAUGCAGCAAAGACCUAAUACACAGUUACAGAAUAUACACGGCACCCCUGACACACUACGUAUGCGCGCGUUGCAGGGCCCCAAGAAUCCUCACAUGACACACACGCUACACCUGCAGCAGCAACAACAACAACAACAACAUCCUGUUCAGCAGGGCGCUCAGUGCCCGCCUCACACACACUUAAACAGUGGUCACAUGCACACACUCCCACAUCGGAUGCAAGCUAGCGAACACACACCCCUCACCCUGAACCCUCUUCAGCAGCAGCAGCAACAACAACAGCAGUCUCACACCCAAGGCAGUCCCUCCAUGCUGGACAACUCUUCCACUACCACUGACCUCUUUGACUUCUUGGAUUGCCCCUCGCCGGUCCAAGACCUCCCUCUUUCCUUUCCAUUCGCCUCUCAGGCCCAAACCACCUCCUCCUCUCCCUCGCUCUCCUCUCCCUCUACCUCUGGCCUCUUUUCCUCCUCCAUCCCUUCAUCCCUGUCAGACUCCAGGUCUUCGUCCUCGCUCUUCGCCGCUUCGUCCGUGCCGACGACGGCCGACCACCCACCGCAUUCCUUACCCAACGGCCACUGCAGCGCGGACGCCCUGAACAUGCGAGAGAUCCUUCACAAUAUGCUUCAGACUGGUCCUGACCGCCAGUCCGUCAUUCAGUACAAACCAUGGGAUGCCACCUAGU